This is a messenger RNA of Aegilops tauschii subsp. strangulata, 573 nucleotides long. RefSeq names its product amidase 1-like. The record is from RefSeq and is a predicted model, not a curated record. Lineage: Eukaryota; Viridiplantae; Streptophyta; Magnoliopsida; Poales; Poaceae.
AUGAGAGCUAUCAGGAAGAUGCGGAUGCAUGCGGCCAUGUUACUGUCCCACGGGCUGGUGUCCACUGAAAAUGUCGUCCCCAUGGCUCAGAUGUUCAACACUGUCGGGUGGUUUUCUAGAGAUAUGGCUACAUUUCCCCGUGUCACCGACGUGCUGCUGCCGCCGGACGUCAAUGACGCUGCACAUUCCUGCAGUCUGUUUCAAUAUCUUGGGCUCUAUGGACGACUGCACCUACGAGAUCCUCAACGCUUCGGCGUCCAAGGUGAUGAAGUGGUGGACAAUGGCAACCUUGGCAAUUUCGUCUCCAGCAACGUUCCGAUCGUUGGGAAGUUCAUGAAUGGCUUGUCUGCGACUGAAGCAUCAUCAUCUUGUGUGUCGGCUCUGUCUGAAUUCAAAGCAAACCACGCGGAGUGGGUGAACACGUUGAUGCUGAACCUCGGCGCAGGUAUCCGAGAGCGAGUGCAGGAGGCUGUUGCAUCGAAGGAUGAAUCCACAAUGGAUGACCUUCAUGCCGUCAGGACCAAAUUCAAGUCCGCACUUGCUUCUCUCCUCAAGAACAUUUAUGCGAUGUAG